AUGGUAGAUCUAUUAUCAGCUGUCGAAGGUGGUUCACAAGGCGAAGAGUUCCAAAUCGACGCCGAUUUCUGCAAUUUUUCCCACAUUUCCGAACAUCAAAUCGAUGAAUCAGCACUGGAUAUUGUUUGGUAUAGUAAUGUGAUUGUUCUACCGCUGAUUGCUUUUAUUGGAUUGUCGUGUAAUCUACUGAAUAUGACGAUUUUGACGAGUAAUAAGGCGGCUAAACGGAUACCUUCUUGGUGAGUGAUUUGUGGGGUUUUUUAAGAACGGAAAUGGUGGAUUUUGGUGAAUUUUUGAAAAUUUUCGAGACCAAAUAUGCCAGCAAAAAUUCACUGUUUCAAAAUAUUUUCAAAAAAUUUCCGAGAAAAUUCGAGAAGUUCGGCAGGGGCAUUCACAGAAUCAAAAAAAACUUAGAAUUUGACUGAGAAUUUUCUGAAAAAAAUUACUGUUUCAGAAUAUUGUGAAAAAUUUUCCGAAAAAAAUUUAAAACUAAUCGUCCGUUCAACUCAUGUUUCAGAAAUCCAAGUUUCAAAUUAAAAAAUUCCUGAAAUAUCCAGGUUUGUAGCAGAAAAAUAUUCACUGUUUCAAAAUUUUGUCAAAAAAUUGAGAGAUUCAACGACGGUAUUCAGAUGAUUGAUAGAAUUUGACUGAAAAUUUUCUGAAAAAAUUUAUAACUAAUAUGUUCAAGAAAUUCUACUUUCAAUUUCAAAAGUGCCAGUGAAUCAAAAAUUCACUGUUUAAAAAUAUUCUCAAACGUUUUACUGAAGAAUUUGAGAAGCUGGAGAUGUUAUUCUUGCAAAGCAAAAAAAUGAACUAAAAAAUUUUCCACGUCCGAAGUUUUUUGAUUUCAAAAACUCAGAUUUUUCGGUGCCAAAUAUAAGUUCAUUUGAAAUUUCAAAAAUUUACUGUUUCAAAAUAUUGUGAAAAAUUGUCCGAGAAAAUUUAAAACUAAUCUUCUGUUCAACCGAUGUCUCAGAAAUCCCAGUUCCAAAUUCAAAAGUUACUUCAACAUAGAGGUUUUGUAGCAGAAAAAUAUUCACUGUUUCAAAAUUUUGUCAAAAUCUUUUCGAGAAAAUGUAAAACUAAUCUUCUGUUCAACCGAUGUCUCAGAAAUCCCAGUUCCAAAUUCAAAAAUUCCUUCAACAUCCAAGUUUUGUAGCAGAUAAAUAUUCACUGUUUCAAAAUAUUUUCAAUAAUUUUUCGAGAAAAUUUGAGAGGCUAAAGCAACAUCCUUUUGAGAAGUUUUAAAAUUAAUAUACAAAAAAAUUCCAGUUCCAAAUUCUCAAAUUCCAGUGAAGCAAAAAUUCGCUGUUUCAAAAAAUUGUCAAAAAUUGAGAAGUUCAACGACGGUAUUCAGAUGAAGGAUCUCAAAAAUUUCUAAAAAAAAAAUUACUGUUUCAAAAUUUUGUCAAAAUCUUUUCGAGAAAAUUUAUAACUAAUAUGUUCAAGAAGCUGUAACUUCAAAUUCAAAAGUCCAACAAAAAUUCACUGUUUCAAAUAUUCUCAAACGUUUCACUGAAGAAUUUGAGAAGUUUGACUAUUUUUUUAUAGCAAAUCCAAAAUUUUAUAGAAAAAAAUCCACUGUUUCAAAAUUUUGUCAAAACUUUUCUUGGAUAAUUUCAGGUGUUAAUAGAUUCUUGCUCCGAAAAAAAUGUUCAACUUUUUAAUUCCAGGAAUCUCCUCUUAGCGCUCGCAAUUUGUGAUUGUCUAUUCCUGAUUUUCGCAACACUGGAUGUCACUCCUCUAUCAAUUCCAUCCUUGGCUUUUUCGAUCACAUUCAAUCACUAUUAUACACGAGUCGUGCUGUAUAUUCGAACUUUGGCGUCGAUUUUUUAUAAGAGCAGUGUUUUGUAAGUUUUUUGAGGAAAAUUUGGGAUUUUUUGACACCAAAUAUGAUGGGUGAAAAAUUCACUGUUUCAAAAAAUUUAUGAAUUUUUCUAGUGUUUUGAAAUAUGCUUUCAUCUUGUCUCCUGUUGAAAAUUUUGAAAAUUGAAAUUGUAAAAGUGAAAAUUGAAAUUAAACUAAAAAUUGUGGAUUUUCCACGUGGAUUUUUUAUUUUUUUACCAAAAAAAAUUCACUGUUUCAAAAAAUUGAUAAAUUUUUCGCAGUUUCUCGAUUUUUCAUUCAUUAAAAAAUGCGUCCAAAAAUUUAUUCCAAAAUUUCUCAAAGAAAAAAUUCACUGUUUCAAAAAAAUUUUGAAUUUUUCUAAGAUUUUCAAAUAUAAUUGGAGAGUUUUUCCCACAUGAGAUGCAUAAAAAUUAAAAAUGGGCGCCGAAAAUUGUGAAUUGCCACGUGGAUUUCAGGGACAAUUUUUCUAAAAAUUGAUUUGUUUCGCACCAAAAAAUUUCACUGUUUCAAAAAAUCGAUAAAAUUUUCUGGGAAUCUGAUUGUGAUAAUUUGUAAUGGCUUCUGUAUGCUAGAAAUUCAAAUAAUUUUUUGUGGGUUGAAAAUUGCUCUUGACACAAUUUUUUAAAAAUUCAAUUUUUUUCACGGUUUCAAAAUUUGUUUGAAUUUUUCCAGGGUUUUGAAAUAUGCUUUCAUUUUGUCUCCUGUUGAAAAUUGAAAUUUAACUAAAAAUAGUGGAUUUUUUAUUUUUUUUACCAAAAAAAAAUUCACUGUUUCAAAAAAUUGACAAAUUUUUCGCAGUUUCUCGAUUUUUCAUUGAAUUUAAAUGUGCUGGCCAAAAUUUAUCCCGAAAUUUCUCACAAAAAAAUUUACUGUUUCAAAAAAAUUUUGAAUUUUUCUUGGAUUUUCAAAUAUAAUUCGAGAGUGUUUCGAAACGUUUACAACAUGAGAUGCAUAAAAAUUAAAAAUGGGCGCCGAAAAUUGUAAAUUGCCACGUGGAUUUUAGGCAUAGUUUUUCUAAAAAAAAAUUUUUUCAUCAAAAAAAUUCACUGUUUCAAAAAAUAGAUAAAUUUUUCUGGGAAUCUGAUUGUGAUAUUGCAUGCUGGUCUAUGUUUGCUAGAAAUUCAAAUAAUUUUUUGUGGGUUGAAAUUUGUUGCUCUUGGCACAAUUUUUCAAAAUUCAAUUUUUUUUCACUGUUUCAAAAAUUUUCUGAAUUUUUCGAAGUUUCUCCAUUAUUCAUUUUAAAAAUGUGCUUCCCAAGAUUUAUUCCAAAAUUUCUCACAAAAAAAAUUCACUGUUUCAAAAAUUUUUUGAAUUUUUCUAGGAUGUUGAAAUAUGAUUCCGUUUCUUGCUUUGUUUGAUGUGAAAAAUUGAAAUUUUUCUAAAUAAUUGUGGAUUGGAUUUAUUAGCAACAAAAAAUUCACUGUUUCAAAAAAUUAAUUAAAUUUCUGAAGUUUCUCGAUUAUUCAUUAGAUGAAAAAUAUGUUUAUCAAAAUUUAUUCCAAAAUUUCUCACAGGAAAGUUCACUGUUUCAAAAAAUUUACGAGUUCCAAUGAAGAACCCAAAUAUUUCCAGAAUCGUAGUCGCCUUCAACUUCGAGCGCUACAUCUGCGUCGUCCAUCCCCUACGCUCACAUCGACUUAUCACAAAUCGAAAUUCACGCAACGCAAUUUGCCUCGCGUUUCUCAUCUCAUUUUUGUGCUCAAUUCAAUGGCCGCUCGCCUACAAUGUCAACUAUUGCUAUGAGCACAAUUCGCAACAAUAUUUCUAUGUGAUUUUGAAGACGACGAAUACUGCGCUACAGGUGAGAAGUUCGACUAACUUUUUGUUGUUGAUUUUUUCUCGAAUUUCAAACAAUUGGACAUAGUUUGAGAGAAUUGGUGAAGAUCGAAAGUUCGGCUAAAUUAUACGUGAUCCAAAAAUGAAGAAUUGCAAAAAAAAAUCAGAAUUUUUUUAUGAUAAAAUUUUGAAACAGUAAAUUUUCGGGGUUUCAAAAUACUCACAUAAUGAGUCUAAAAUUAGCCUAAGCCUAACCUUAGCCUAAGCGUAACCUUAGCCUAAGCCUAACUUGGGCCUAAGCCUAAAAUAGUGACUAAGCCUAACCUUAUCUUAACUUUUGAACUAAUUGUAAGUCUAAAAUAAGCCUAAGCCUAACCUUAACCUAAAAAAAACUUUAACCUUAGGUCUUGUAAGUCUAAAAUUAGGCCUAAAUAUUUGUCUUUCUCUCAAAUUACCUACAAGUGUAAAUUAAAACAAUGAAAAAAGUUACAAAAAAAGAGUGGGUGUUGGGCAAAGUAAAUUUUGAAACAGUGAAAUUUUCAAGGGGUUUUUUUUUUUCAAAAUUUUAUUUUUCAGAUCUACUACAAAAUCAUGGAUUACGUCACACUUUUGGCCUUUAACAUCUUGCCAAUUUUGGCUCUUUUAUACAUGAAUUGUCGAAUUAUUUUCACGCUGCGAAGAGUUGUCGAUGAGGACACGAAACGAGAGGAUGAAUGGAAAUUUUCGGAUGGUGCGCUGGUUCAACAGGUUAGUCUCAUUUUGAAUUUUGGGGCCAAAAAAUGAAAAGUUGAGCAAUGUAGCAGGUUCAAACUACAUACGUUAGUGAAUCUUUUGAGAGUGAUGAAGAGGAUGAUGUGAGUUUUUCGGUGUUGUGGUGUGAAGUGGUGUGGUGUAGCGAAAAAUUAAUUUUUAAAGAAAAAUCUGAUCGGUUUUGAAGAUUCGAAACCAAAAUAUAUGAGAAUUUUGAAACAGUGAAAUUUUUUUUUUGAAAAUUAAGUUUUUAUUUCUGCCUAAAUUUGCCACGUGGCGUUUUUUUUGCGCGAAAAAUUAAUUUUUCAAGAAAUAUCCGAUCGGUUUUAGAUUAUUGAAAAAAAUUAUAUAGGAAUUUUGAAACAGUGAAUUUUUUUUUGAAAAAUAAGUUUUUAUUUCUGCCUAAAUUUGCCACGUGGCGUUUUUUUUGCGCGAAAAAUUAAUUUUUCAAGAAAUAUCUGAUCGGUUUUAGAUGAUUGAAAAAAAUUAUAUAGGAAUUUUGAAACAGUGAAUUUUUUUUUGAAAAAUAAGUUUUUAUUUCUGCCUAAAUUUGCCACGUGGCUUUUUUUUCGCGCGAAAAAAAUGAUUUUUUAAAAAACAAAAUUUUUGGAUGAUUGAAAAAAUUAUAUAAGAAUUUUGAAACAGUGAAAUUUUUUUCUGAAAAAUUAGUUUUUAAUUUCGCUAAAAUUUGCCACGUGGCAUUUUUUAAGCGCGAAAAAUCAAUGUGCUUUCACGAUUACAUCGGUUUUGACUGAUUGAAAAAAAUUUAUAUAAGAAUUUUGAAACAGUGAACUUUUUUUCUUGAUAAAAAAUUGAGGCUGGAUUUUUUAAAAUUCUGAAAAGUUCAAAAAUUUCAUUUUUUCUUAUAAACUUAAAAAUUAAUAUUAUUGAAAAUCAUUUUCCGGAUUUUCCGAACAUAUUUUCCGGAAAAGCGAAAAAUUGAUUUUUUCUUUGAAAAACCCGGAACAUCCGGAAAUUCGGAAAAUUCGGAAAAUUUCCUUCACAGGGCUGAAUCAUAGCGAAAAAAAAAUAUUUUUUCUGUUUCCGUGUGGUACGGUGCGCAAAACAGAAAGUUUUUGCACACACACAGGAAAAAAAAAGAAAAAACAAAAGUGGAGAACACCAAAAACCGUGCGCACAUGCAAUAAUAUUGCAGAAAGACGCUGCCAGGGGUUGCGUGUGGAAAACUCCGCCUAUUUUUUUUUGAAUUUUCGCAACGAAUUUUUUGUGAACAAAAAAAUAAUUUUUUUUCGCUGUAGAAGCAUCAGUUAUGGAGAAUAGAAGCAUCAGUUAUGGAGAUUUGAAACCAAAAUAUAUGAGAAUUUUGAAACAGUGAAAUUUUUUUCUGAAAUAUACGUUUUUAAUUUCGCCAGAAUUUGCCACGUGGCAUUUUUUGGCGUGAAAAAUUAAUUUUUUAUGACAAAGUACAAAAAACAUCAGUUUUGGACGCUUGAAAAAAAUUAUAUGGAUUCUUCUUGAGAAAAAUAUUCACUGUUUCAAAAAAUCAUCAAAACAAAUUUGUAGAUUGGAAAUUGAUGGAAUUUUUUCUACGAUUUCCGAAAUUCAGAACAAAAAUGUACUGUUUCAGUGAAAUUUUGAAUAAAAUGCUCAUUUUCAAAAACUGAUCGGAUUACGGUUUAUCUCCAAAAAAUUCACCGUUUCAAGAAAAUCAAAUCAAAUCUCAACAUUCUCCAGGAAAACCGCAACAAUCGCACAUUACAUGCAAAUGCGAUGCUGUUCGCCGUCGCAAUUAUGCUAUUCUUAUGCAUCGGACCACAAGCACCCGCCAGAAUUCUCUUCGAUUUAUAUGGACAAUAUCAUCCACACGCCAUUCUCUACACGUGUUUGAGUCAACAAUUGGUUUUUUUGAACGCUUCGCUGAAUUUUGGAUUGUAUUGUGUGGUGUCGAAACGAUAUCGCACUUUGAUGAAACAAACUUUGAAAAAGUUGCUGCAUAAGUUGGAAGGUAAACAUAGUUAGGGGAACUUUUGGCAGGAAGACUUGGAUUUGUGAAAUUUAAAAAAUUGUAUUAAAACAUUUUGAAACAGCAGAUUUUCAUUAUUUUCUUUAUCUUGACUUUUCAAUUCGAAAUUCAGGUUUUAUCGAAAAUUUCAGACCCUACAAAAAUUAAUGAAGGAAUUUUGAAAUAGCAGAAUUUUCAAAAACAUAAAAUUCAAAAAUUCUGAAAAAUUAUAAUUCUUCGGAGCAAAAUUUCCGAAUCCUCUCCAAAAUUCAUGAAAAUUUUGAAACAGUGAAUUUUCUUGAAAUUUUGUGUUUAAAAAAUUCGUUGAAAUUUUAAUGAUAAUUUUUUUGACUUUUAUAUUCGAUAUUCACAUUGUAUCGAAAUUUUUAGACCCUACAAAAAUUAAUGAAAGAAUUUUGAAACAGCAGAUUUUUCAAAAACAAAAAAUUCGAAAAAUUAAAAUUUUUCGGUCCAAAAAAUGCAAUCGCCAGGUUCCAAGUCAUAUUUAGUCUCAAAAAAUCCCCCAAUUUCCCACCAAAACUCCCUCUCAUUCCAGUUGUCGACCGCCCAUUUCAAAUCAGUCUCCGAGCCACCAAAUCCACAUCAGCUCCACUAACUUCGAUGGAAGAACAUCAUGCACAUCUUCUUCUCAAUCAACCCAAUAACAAUAACACUAAUAUCAUUGAAAAUAAUGUAUAG
Molecule: messenger RNA, 7036 nt
Organism: Caenorhabditis angaria
Lineage: Eukaryota; Metazoa; Nematoda; Chromadorea; Rhabditida; Rhabditidae
Source: the annotation of a GenBank genome assembly